Nannospalax galili (Upper Galilee mountains blind mole rat) is the source of this 4236-nucleotide messenger RNA. It is a transcript of the gene CUNH8orf58, whose product is annotated as chromosome unknown C8orf58 homolog. The record is from RefSeq and is a predicted model, not a curated record. NCBI's taxonomy places the organism in Eukaryota, Metazoa, Chordata, Mammalia, Rodentia, Spalacidae. Bases 2437 to 3528 code for a protein of 363 amino acids. The transcript is spliced from 7 exons.
GUGCAGGCAAAACACUCAUACACAAAGUAUAAAAAAAUUUUAAAAAACCCUGACAGAUUAAAGUUAGAAGUGACCCAUACAGCAUCUAAUAAGCCUUCCUUCAAAGCGCUGGGAAAGGGAUGCUCUCAAGUUACACAGUUGGAUAAUGGGGCAAUGUUCUAGGGCACUCUGGAUACAUUUUAAGUGAGAUAUUUUCAAUCUUUGAACUGCAUUCUUAUAGCUCAGAGAUAGGUAUGGCUGUCAUUCUUCUGUAAAUGAAGAAAACAAGGACAGAUGGGAAAGAUAAAUGACUGGCUCAAGACUCUUACUAAGGAAAGUAAGUCAGGAAUGUAACCAAACCAGAGCCUGCCUGCAGGUUCAUUCUUUCCCAGGGUCAAGCUCAGUGCUGACUUUGCAGGAAGCCAGCUUCCUGAAGUUGGGACUUCCCCACUGGAGGCAGAAGGGCUAAGGGCAUGGAUGGCCAUCCCGAUUGAUGACUUUCCUCUCUCUGCCUUCUGUCAAAGAAUUCAGGGUCAUCUCCUCGCGAAGCAGCCAUGAAUGGCUGGGCUCCCCUCCCCUUCCGGCAUCAUUCUGAGGGGCAUGAUUUUCCAGGUGGAGGAGGCAGAGGAACGAGGCUUAGGAGGUGGCAAGUCAUGCAGGGCUACAGAGCCCUUUGAAUGGUGAAGGUCUGGCAGCGUUGAGGCAGUUACAGUCCGGAUAUCAGAUGCAAAAUGAAGGAAGCCUGGCCCAUCACGUCAGGUCCGGUUCCCAUAAGGGCUCUGUUUGCUCUGAACUAUCCCAGGUUUUGCACAAGGGGGUGGGGCACAAGAGGGUAGGUCCCUAGUUGGGAGGGAAGUAUAUGUUGGGGCGUGUACAUAGUCGAGUGUAUGGGGGUUCUUUGAGCCAUACACAAAACAUUGUGCUGAGACGCUGCAUUCCUGCCGGCCUGGCUUCCUGUUUCUAGAUACAUUCCUGUCCGAGUCACCACGGAGACUGCUUGGAAUCUGGGCUCCACGUUCUCCAAAUUCAGGGCGAGAUCUGGCAAAGGGUCCCCUUCUUUUCCUCCCUAUUCUGUCACCUUGGAAGGAGGAGGCCACCUAGCCUGGCGAAGAUUGCUGCCUGACAUUUUGGGCUUUCAAAGGCAGCUCUACUAGACUCAGCAUCCUGUUUCCCUCACAGUAUUUGAAAGAGAGGGUUGGUUGGGGGUGGGGUGGUGCAGCCGGCAGCCCAGGGGACUCUUGGGGCAGGAAAGGGCUUGGCCCUAAACAUCAAGGUUUUGAAGCCGGCCAGAGAACUGCAAUUCAGACUUUCAUCUUGCAGUCUGGGAACUUGGCUGUGGGCCUCAGUUUCCCGAUUUUCUAGUCCUGCAAUACGGUCGUCAGUGGUUCUCUGAUGGAGGCUCCAGUGGAGAGUGGGUUGGGAUGGGUUUCAGGAAGAAGCAAAGAGGCGAUAGGGGGUGGAGAGACUCUCUCCUAGUUAAGGGCCACUUCCUGUGGCUCAGGCUCCAGCCCCUCCUCGCGCGGUCCAGGUGCUACCUUGCACGUCCGCAUCUGUCUACAGGGGAUUUGGGUUCGGCUGAGACUUUUCCAGCUCUACUCCUUUGUAAGGAUCCUAGGGGGCUCCACUCGCCCUCAUCUGGUCAUUUGGUGGUCGCACCAUCGGCAGCUGCCUGGACAUCUUUUAGGAUGGGGUGAAGGUGGAAUCCGACAGCGUCAAGGAGGGUGGUGGCGGCUAGGGUCAGGGAAACAUUUGAACUUCCGCUCGGCCUCCAGGCAGCUCCAGGCUGCUGCUGAACUCUUGCCCAGACCCUGAAGACCCAGCCAUCUGCCUGACACCUUUCCAGUGGCACCACGAUAAGAAGUUUGGGCCGGGUAGGGGGCUAGAUGCAGCUCUGGACACAGAGCGCCCCCAGUGCUCUGGUUUCCCCAGUGCGCAGCACCCCUGCCCCUUUUACUCUUUCCUCGGCUCCAGACUUCCCACAGGCUGAGGGACCCGACCCACGCCACACAACUGGGAGCGCCGGACACUGUCCUCAUCUGUAUUCUUCCCUCGGCCAGCACGUGGGACUCCAUUUCCUUCCGGGCUCCUGUCCCGUACCCCUCCCGCACCCGCGGGUUCCAAGUCUGCGGCGGGGACACAGUCCGCGCGUGGAAUGGGGGCGGUGACCUUAGGUGGGGUUGUGAUCUCCCAAGAACGAUGGAUGAUGGAGGUCCUUCCAACGCCGGAGCUGGGCGCUCGGUGGCGGGGGAGCGGAUCCCGGGACUGAUGCCGGCGGGUCCACCGCCCUCCACCUGUACGGCCCGCCCCGGCCCGCCCCCCGCGGGGAGUGUCCUGGGGCCGCGCCCAGCUGGGCGGGGAGCUGCGGGCUGAUCGGCUCAGGCACCACUUAGGGACGCGCGAGGCUCUCUCCGGUGCUGCGGUCGCUGCGGGGGCGCCGCGUGGAGCCGGGAGUGCGCAAUGCUGAGCCGGCGGCGCGUCUUUGCGGUGGAGCGGCUUGGCGGCCGGGAUGGGGCUCGUGAAGACCUGACACAAGGCUGUGUAGUGCCAGGAGUCACCAGUACAUACAGACGGAUCCCAGAUGAAGCUCAUGGAUGUUCACUGGACUCUGGGGAAGGACAGAAUGAGCUAAGAGGGCUGGAGAGACGAAUACCACUUCUCAAACUGGCUUCCCAGGACUCAGGCAUGGAGAUGGUGGUUGGGGACAGUUCCUUGACUACCUUAUCAGGACUUUCUCAGGAUUCUCUAAACCUUGAGCUCAUGGGGAGCCCUGAGUUGCCCCCUGCCCAGCUAGAACGGCUGCUGGCCAGCUGUAAGCUGGAGCAGGUGCUGGAGCGGUCUCAAGAGCUCCCUAGCUUGUCUGGACGGCACCACUCCAUGCAGCUGCUGACCAAGCAUGGGGGUGAAGAACUCAUUUUUACAAGAGAGCAAGAGUCCACUGAAGUAGAAACUGAGUUAGAGGCUGGUCUGGAAGAAGCAGAAGUGGUAGGUGAUAUGGGGCCCGGAGCCUGGACCUGCCUCCCAGGGCAGGGUUUUCGCUACCUAGAACACCUGUGCCUGGUGCUGGAGCAGAUGGCAAGGCUCCAGCAACUCUACCUGCAGCUGCAGAUCCAGAGGCCCCCUGGGGAUCCUGAAGAGGAAGAAUUAGCUGUGGCUCCUUCACAUACUCCAGACAAUAAGGUUCAGGGGCCCAGAGAGCUGCUGAGGCAUACAAAGGAGACAGGCGCAGAGGCAGCUUCACUUUCAGAGAUGGGGCUGCUCAUCACCAACCCUCCCAGGCUUACUGAGGCCUUGUUGGAACCAACCCAUAUUUUUCCACCCUCCCAGGGACACAAGCAGGAUCUCUCCCAGUGGGACAAGGUCAAGGUUCUGCUCAAUCGGAUCCGUUGGAGGAACCCUCGACUCCCUGAGCCUCCUGCCCCUCCUGAUGGUUCUGGAUCCAGGAUAGAGUCCAGGAACCUCCCUGAAAGACCUCAGUGCCGCUCCUACCGGAAGACUUUUAUUCCAUCAUUAGUGGUUAAGAAGCCACGAGCAAAAAAUCUUUCUGUAUAACCUUUUGGUGCAUCUGGUGACUUUGGGUGGAGGGGAUUUGCCAUGAAGUCCCUCAUUCUGUGCCUUGAAAAGGCAGGAAAAGUGGUUGGGCCUUGUCCUUCAGCAGGGUGAGGGCUAAGUCCUCCUCUGAGCUAAAUGGACAAGGAGCCCUGGUUCCCUGAAAGGAUCCAAAGUGCAGUAGUUCCAGGGCUCUUCCUCCUUGCCAGAAAUCCCUGGGCUUAGGCAAUGUGAACCGACUUAUUUAACAGGCACCCGCAGAGUGUGUUUAGCAUGGUAAUCUGUUAGGGUGAGCAUGUUGCAUAUGCGUUUAUGCAUAAUGAUUCAGUCAUCUCUGAAGGAGUUGGUCUUCUUGGUGCAACUGGAAGUACAAAGUUGAUCUUCAUUCUACAAUGGAAAGUUACUGACAUGGAUUUCUAAUUUCUUCCUCGUAUCCAAGAUAGCAGCCCUGGGACAGAAUAGCACUGAUUUGAAAACAUCUGGAUUGAAUCUUGGCUCUGGAGAAGAGCCCCUGAAGAACAAGAACAAUUCGGGGAGUAGCAGAAUAACUUUCAAGGUCAAUUCUAAGUUGCCGUGUUUGGUAUUUGCAUUUACACCAUAACAAAGUCUCUUAACUUCUGAACCACAGCUUCCUUUUUGGGAUGAUGCUGGACUUACCUACCUCACAAGCUUGUUAUGAGGAUAAAAUAACAUUAAACUCUAUUAAAAUUU